This is a messenger RNA of Trematosphaeria pertusa, 1371 nucleotides long. RefSeq lists its product as uncharacterized. Lineage: Eukaryota; Fungi; Ascomycota; Dothideomycetes; Pleosporales; Trematosphaeriaceae. The coding region runs from base 1 to 1371 and encodes 456 amino acids. The transcript is spliced from 3 exons. The record is from RefSeq and is a predicted model, not a curated record.
AUGGAGUGGUACCGUUCAAGUCGCGCAACAAAGUCGGAGAAGAAAGCCCGGCGAAGGGAGACGGAGCAAACACAACUGGAUUGGCAUCGUAGUCGGGCUGAAGCCCGCCAGCUUGCUUCAAUGCUCCGUGCGAAGCUUCCGCGAGAGCUUCGUGAUGCGGUAUACGCGUACGCUUGCGUCGAGGAUUACACUAUCAUGGAUCAUGAGGCACCCAAAUUACGUCAUUAUCUCCACGGCGACGGCAAAGGGGUUUCCGAACAUGACUCCGAGAAGAGCGUAUGCAGUAUCGAUCCAGAUCGCCUUACCGAGGAAGCAUUGAGGAAUGGCGACCAAGGAUCAGUUCUGGAAGAUGAUAACACUGGCUGGAUGUUCAAUAUCGACACAGAUUGCCUCGCGGGGGAAGCAUUAAGCGACGAGAUGCCACGCAACUGCAUCCUGGAUCCGGACUUUGUUGGCAAAGAUGUUGCACUUGAAGCCGCCGAGGUAUAUUACUCGCAGAACAUGUUUGACGUUAACCACCACCGCCACCUGUCUGCGUUCCUCACGCACGACCCUUUCGACGCAGGUUUCGCACCGUAUGAACACAUAUGCAAGCUUACGGUCAUUGUGAAUCUCCAAACCCCCUACUUGGUCGGGUAUACGAUGCAUGACAUUAAGGGAGAGAUGGAAACCUUGGAAGAGGUCUAUACCACUCUCGAGCGCGGCUUUGCCCUGUUUUCCUCCAAACGUCAACGGGAAAUACAUGUCAGGAUUGAAACCGAGUUGAUUUCCCUCGGAGAAGAUGCCGACCACGACCACGAACGCCGUCUGCAUAAUAUCCUAGAAGCUGUGAGGAAGCCUGUAUAUGACCUCAUGCACUGCUACGGCUGUAAAGUCUCGGUCUUUCAUGACGACCGGUCUUUCGUGCUCGCCGAUAUUACUCACUAUUUCCGUUUGACGUCUGAGGAAUGGCAGGAGGAGAAGGAUGGAAUGCAGAGAAGUUCGAACGGUUGGAAUCAUGCAGCACAUUGCUUGAGCCCUUGGGCGUGCGACGAAGAACUACUCAGCUGCAUCACGCUGCAUCGAUGGGGCGUGUCAUGCGUGCUCGAUGUGGAGGCAAGAGAACGGCCAGAGGAUGAGUUCGGGGACUCUGACUACUUUCCUGGAGGCUAUUACUUAGAUGACAACGAGAGUAUGGUCUACGGGUACGAUUCAGGAGACGACUAUGAGUCGGAUUACGAGUAUGAGUCAGACUAUAUGGACCAGUGGCACGCGAGCCUCCGGGCCGCGAUCGGUAGAGAACACGUCAAGAAGGCGAAUAGAGAGAAGAGGGGAACAGGAAGUGAUGAAGAGGACGAGUGGGUGACUGAGAGCGAGGAUGAAGAUGAGUAG